This is a messenger RNA of Aplysia californica (California sea hare), 339 nucleotides long. RefSeq lists its product as uncharacterized. The record is from RefSeq and is a predicted model, not a curated record. Lineage: Eukaryota; Metazoa; Mollusca; Gastropoda; Aplysiida; Aplysiidae.
ACAUCUUCUCCUAACCCAGCCUGCUUGGUCAACUUCUACACACUUCUGCAUCAUGAGGUCCCUUAUUCUGCUCUGUGUUUUCGCUCCUCUUGUAAUGAGCGAUGCUGUCGAUGUAACGACCAUUUGCCUGCCUAAACAGAUCUCUGGUAAAGCCUUCAACCUGGUUAACGAUCCACUGUAAGCGGAACAAGACUGACCCUCUUUGCUAACCCCUCACUGAGCAUCCCAGACGCAACCAUCUUCAACAUCCCUGCAGCCUGCUAAUUUGAAAGAUUAUUUUUUUCAUAAAUCAUGUUUGGGCAACAUUCUGCCUCCAAAUAAAAUGAACAUGUUAAAAUA